Molecule: messenger RNA, 526 nt
Organism: Gadus macrocephalus (Pacific cod)
Lineage: Eukaryota; Metazoa; Chordata; Actinopteri; Gadiformes; Gadidae
Product: protein S100-B-like
Exons: 3
Coding region: 149-415 (88 amino acids)
Biological process (GO): positive regulation of canonical NF-kappaB signal transduction; positive regulation of cell population proliferation
Cellular component (GO): cytoplasm; nucleus
Molecular function (GO): calcium ion binding; S100 protein binding; transition metal ion binding
Source: RefSeq, a predicted model, not a curated record
UAGCAUCCAUUAGACCCCACAGGCGUUACAGUGGGGGAUUGAGGAGACUGCAGGCUCACUCUUCUUGUGAAGCAACUAUACAGUCAGUUCUUCUGUUGGUCUCCUUCACUGCAUUCAUAUUCCAGCUCCAUCAAAAACAACAUCUACGAUGCAGAGAACUCGUCCCAGCUUAAGUGACAUGGAGCAAGCCAUCGUUGCCAUCAUUAAUGUGUUCCACAAGUACUCUGGGAACAAGAGCAAGCUGAAAAAAGCAGAGCUCAAACACCUCAUCAAUAAUGAAAUGAGCCAGUUCAUAAUGGUAAGCCAAACCUUCCAGUAUGGAUAUCGGUGUUAUGAAGUACAGCAAAAUCGAGGAGAACGACACUCUGGACAGGCUUUUUGCAGACCUCGAUCAAAACGGAGAUCUGGAGAUUGACUUCCAAGAGUUCAUUUCCCUAAUUGCCAUGGUUACCUCAGAAUGUCAUGACCUUAUACCACUUUGAAUCUCCAUCGAUAACUUAAUGCAUCCAUUAAACUUUAAACCAUG